AUGUUGUCGCAGGACAGUAAUAACAACGCUGAAGAUGUCUCACUGUUUGAUGCAGAAGAGGAGACAACCAGCAGACCAAGAAAAUCCAAAACCAGACACCCCGUGGCUUCCUUCUUGCACCUCUUCUUCCGAGUCAGCGCGGUGGUGGUCUAUCUCCUCUGCGAGCUGCUCAGCAGCAGCUUUAUUGCCUGCAUGGUGACAAUCAUCCUGCUGCUGUCAUGUGACUUUUGGGCAGUGAAGAAUGUCACCGGUAGACUAAUGGUUGACCUACGUUGGUGGAACAACAAGGAUGGAAAGAGCCACUGGGUGUUUGAGUUCAGAAAGUCAACUCCUCAAGACAACAAAACCAUUUCUGAGGCCGAGUCGAGAAUUUUUUGGUUAGGACCCAUCGCCUACCCAGUCCUGUGGAUGAUCUUUGCCUUCAGUGCCCUCUUUUCCUUCAGAGUGAAGUGGCUGGCUGUGGUGAUCAUGGGUGUGGUGCUGCAAGGUGCCAACCUACCUGGUUAUAUCUGGUGUAAAGUGGGCAGCAAGAAGAACUUAACCAGCAUGGUCAGACUUCAUGAGUAA
Messenger RNA from Rattus rattus (black rat), 567 nucleotides. RefSeq names its product Golgi apparatus membrane protein TVP23 homolog B-like. Gene Ontology annotation, cellular component: Golgi membrane. NCBI's taxonomy places the organism in Eukaryota, Metazoa, Chordata, Mammalia, Rodentia, Muridae. The record is from RefSeq and is a predicted model, not a curated record. Gene Ontology annotation, biological process: protein secretion; vesicle-mediated transport.